Molecule: messenger RNA, 804 nt
Organism: Seminavis robusta
Lineage: Eukaryota; Bacillariophyta; Bacillariophyceae; Naviculales; Naviculaceae
Source: the annotation of a GenBank genome assembly
GCCAUUGAAGCAGCAGACUUCCAUGCUUUGGAACAUAGAGCUCAACGUUGCUGCUGGCCCAAGUGGAUAUUCUGCUUUAGAAGUUGCCAAUCUGAGAUUGAAUCUCCCAAUCACAUGCCAAAGCUGAAGUCCUUGGAUCUCAACUUUGUCAACUUCCCGGGUAUAGUGUCAGUGUCGGGGUUUUUGAAUGUGCUAGAGUACAUGAAAGGGUGGGAGUUUGAGGUGCUGACGUUAGUAUUCUUGGGCACAUCAUUGGAUGAGGAGAGUUCGUGGGAGGUCUGCAACACUCUAUCCAACAAACACAUCCAAGUGUCGGCUCUAAAACUGCAAUUUCCAGGAAACAUGAGCAUCACGUCUAUGCAGGCACUGGAGCAACACCUAGCCAACAGAACGCCAAGUCACUCCAUCCAUGAUAAAACGCCAACAAGGGAAAGCAUACACGAUAAGCUACGUCAACAAGAAGGGCAGAAGAACCCCAUUUGUCGAGAAGAAUCAGUGAGCGGACCAGAUGAUUUCUUACUUGACCACCUCAGAUCAAAGCGCCAAUCUGCAGCCAAGAGCGGGCAAGAUCUGGACAGCAAUGUUACCAGCGAGAAGAAGCCAACUUUGUUUGACAAACUGCAAUCACAGGAACUCACGGCAAAACCACAGGACAAGUUGGCAGAAGACUAUUUGGUGGAACGAUUGAAACAAAACCAAGCUGGAGGAAAACGGCGAAGGGAAAAAAACAGGAUCCACAUGACCUGUGCCGCAAGGAGUGACAGUCACAGUAGCAGAAAAGAGGAUUGUCAAGAAACAAGCUAA